AUCGUGAUAUGAGUUGUAUGAGCCCCCCAAUAAAAUGAUUUUUUAAAAGUAGAUUAUGAAAUAAUAUAAGUAGAAUAGGGAUUAACAAUAAAUUUAUGAGCUGUAAGCACAUGAUGGUAUUCGAUAAAAACUAAUGAACGUACCACCAGAGGACUCAACAGAUGAUGUUUGUAUGGAAGAAUGUCAUGUAAUGUAUACACCUACAAAGGAAAAUUAAACUAAAUGUUUAAUAAAUUCGAUAAGCUAUUUCCACAGUAAAAAGUCAUAAUAAAAUGGAAACUACACAGAAUAAGGAGAGGGGUCAAAAGAUUGUACAUAUGUUAAAGAUGAUUGCUUUCCUUUCUUUUUGUAUUUAUUGCUUUUUCUUUUUUUGUGUGAUUGGGUUCAGUCUAAUAUAACACUUUAAGUACCAUGCUUUUUGAUGACGGGUGUAUUGGGAGAGUUCUUUAAUUAGAGUGAGUAUGAAAGUUUCAAAUGGAUAUGAAGAGUAAGGUUUUGCUGUGAAAUGAAGCGGGGCUGUUUUGUGAAUGAACUUUGCUAGCUGAAUGUAUCUGACACCUGUGUAGGUUGUCUAUGAAGGUGAACAGGGAUGUGUUUGAUACAAGCAGUGUACGUUAUUGAAGUCAUCUAUGACAUCCUGUUUUCUCCCCAUCCCAAUGUUUACCUAGCCUAGAAGAGUGUGCUCUAAUACCCUUUUUGUUUCCCUGAUCAUUUUAGCAGCGUCACCCUACACACCAGAAAGCUGGCGGGCACUAUGGGGAAAAAACAAAACAAGAAGAAAGUGGAAGAGGUGCUAGAAGAAGAGGAAGAGGAAUAUGUGGUGGAAAAAGUUCUCGACCGCCGAGUAGUAAAGGGCAAAGUAGAAUACCUCCUAAAGUGGAAGGGCUUCUCAGAUGAGGACAACACGUGGGAGCCUGAAGAGAACCUGGAUUGUCCUGACCUUAUUGCUGAGUUUCUGCAGUCACAGAAAACUGCGCAUGAGACAGAUAAGUCAGAGGGAGGCAAGCGCAAAGCUGACUCUGACUCAGAAGAUAAGGGGGAGGAGAGUAAACCAAAGAAGAAGAAAGAAGAGUCGGAAAAGCCACGAGGCUUUGCCCGGGGUUUGGAGCCAGAGCGGAUUAUUGGAGCUACAGACUCCAGUGGAGAACUCAUGUUCCUGAUGAAAUGGAAAAAUUCUGAUGAGGCCGACCUAGUCCCUGCCAAGGAAGCCAAUGUCAAGUGCCCACAGGUUGUCAUAUCCUUCUAUGAGGAAAGGCUGACGUGGCAUUCCUACCCCUCAGAGGAUGAUGACAAGAAAGAUGACAAGAACUAACUCACAUGACUGUGGGUUUACAGAGGGGAGGGGAGGAGUUCUACUUGUCCUGACACCAUAGAAGUGGCUUGAGAAAAUGUCCUUUGAAGAGCCAGUAUAGUUUCUGUGCCCUGCAGCAAGCAGCCGAGUGCUUUCGAGCUGCCCCAUGCUGUAGAGAGCGCACACCCAUCCCAGUGCAGGGGAAGCAGAUAAGUGUUCCAAGGCAACCCGUUCUGCACUUUGCUGAGAAACGCAAAGGCCUUCUAUGAAGGACAAAGCUUGCAGAGUGGAUAUGUGUGGGGAGCAAAGAAAUAACUCUAGAUCUUCAGAGAGCAUCCCCACAACCCCCAGCCUUCUUCCCAAUAGUGUUAACUCUGCAUUUUUACAGCGUAGCAUGUGUGUCAUUUUUGGCUAUAACUGGUGUAUUAUUUGGG
Molecule: messenger RNA, 1725 nt
Organism: Echinops telfairi (small Madagascar hedgehog)
Lineage: Eukaryota; Metazoa; Chordata; Mammalia; Afrosoricida; Tenrecidae
Gene: CBX1
Product: chromobox 1
Exons: 4
Coding region: 755-1312 (185 amino acids)
Biological process (GO): negative regulation of transcription by RNA polymerase II; chromatin organization
Cellular component (GO): pericentric heterochromatin; nucleus
Molecular function (GO): chromatin binding
Source: RefSeq, a predicted model, not a curated record